Molecule: messenger RNA, 5314 nt
Organism: Peromyscus californicus insignis
Lineage: Eukaryota; Metazoa; Chordata; Mammalia; Rodentia; Cricetidae
Gene: Hnrnpa3
Product: heterogeneous nuclear ribonucleoprotein A3
Exons: 11
Coding region: 63-1202 (379 amino acids)
Molecular function (GO): RNA binding
Source: RefSeq, a predicted model, not a curated record
CCCGCCUCUUCCUCUCGGUCCCAUAUUGAACUCGAGUUGGAAGAGGCGAGUCCGGUCUCAAAAUGGAGGUAAAACCGCCGCCCGGUCGCCCCCAGCCUGACUCCGGCCGUCGCCGCCGCCGCCGGGGGGAGGAGGGCCAUGAUCCAAAGGAACCAGAACAGUUGAGGAAGCUGUUUAUUGGUGGUCUGAGCUUUGAAACCACAGAUGAUAGCUUAAGAGAACAUUUUGAGAAAUGGGGCACACUUACAGACUGUGUGGUAAUGAGAGAUCCCCAAACAAAACGUUCCAGGGGCUUUGGUUUUGUGACCUACUCUUGUGUUGAAGAGGUGGAUGCUGCAAUGUGUGCUCGGCCACACAAGGUUGAUGGGCGUGUGGUAGAACCAAAGAGAGCUGUUUCUAGAGAGGAUUCUGUAAAGCCUGGUGCCCAUUUAACCGUGAAGAAAAUUUUUGUUGGUGGUAUUAAAGAAGAUACAGAAGAAUAUAAUCUGAGAGACUACUUUGAAAAGUAUGGCAAAAUUGAAACCAUAGAAGUUAUGGAAGACAGGCAGAGUGGAAAAAAGAGAGGAUUCGCUUUUGUAACUUUUGAUGAUCAUGACACAGUUGAUAAAAUUGUUGUUCAGAAAUACCACACUAUUAAUGGGCAUAAUUGUGAAGUGAAAAAGGCCCUUUCUAAACAAGAGAUGCAGUCUGCUGGAUCACAGAGAGGUCGUGGAGGUGGAUCUGGAAACUUUAUGGGUCGUGGAGGAAACUUUGGAGGUGGUGGAGGUAAUUUUGGUCGUGGUGGAAACUUUGGUGGAAGAGGAGGCUAUGGUGGUGGAGGUGGUGGCAGCAGAGGUAGUUAUGGAGGUGGUGAUGGUGGAUAUAAUGGAUUUGGAGGUGAUGGCGGCAACUAUGGUGGUGGUCCUGGUUACAGUAGUAGAGGAGGCUAUGGUGGUGGUGGACCAGGAUAUGGAAACCAAGGUGGUGGAUAUGGUGGUGGUGGAGGAGGAUACGAUGGUUACAAUGAAGGAGGCAAUUUUGGUGGAGGUAACUAUGGUGGUGGUGGGAACUAUAAUGACUUUGGAAAUUAUAGUGGACAACAGCAAUCAAAUUAUGGGCCCAUGAAAGGGGGCAGUUUUGGUGGAAGAAGCUCAGGCAGUCCCUAUGGUGGUGGCUAUGGAUCUGGUGGUGGAAGUGGUGGAUAUGGUAGCAGAAGGUUUUAAAAAAAAAAAAAGCAGAAAAGGGCUACAGUUCUUAGCAGGAGAGAGAGCGAGGAGUUGUCAGGAAAGCUGCAGGUUACUUUGAGACAGUCGUCCUAAAUGCAUUAGAGGAACUGUAAAAAUCUGCCACAGAAGGAGCGAUGAUCCAUAGUCAGAAAAGUUACUGCAGCUUAAACAGGAAACCCUUCUUGUUCAGGACUGUCAUAGCCACAGUUUGCAAAAAGUGCAGCUAUUGAUUCAUGCAAUGUAGUGUCAAUUAGAUGUACAUUCCUGAGGUCUUUUAUCUGUUGUAGCUUUGUCUUUUUCUUUUUCUUUUCAUUACAUCAGGUAUAUUGCCCUGUAAAUUGUGGUAGUGGUACCAGGAAUAAAAAAUUAAGGAAUUUUUAACUUUUCAAUAUUUGUGUAGUUCAGUUUUUCUACAUUUUAGUACAGAAACUUUAACAAAAAUGCAGUUUUGAAGGUGUUUCCUUGUGAGUUAACAAGUAAAGAAGAUCAUUGUUAAUUACUAUUUUGUAUGAAUUUUGCUAAAGUUAACUGUAAAGAAACACCUACUGACUUGCAAUUUAAGGGGAAUCUAUUCUCCCCAUUUCCAAAACCAUGAUGAAUGGGCACUGAUAUGUGGAGAGAAUAGAUAUCUGUAUGUUUGCAAUGUGUGUUUUAGAUAAUUAGGAUUGGGUAAUAAAAAUUAGCAUAUUUGUGAAUUCAAUAGCAUUAAGAUUACUUUCCAAUGAAAAAGAUCUCAAAAGUUCCUAUUUGGUUUUUGUGCAUUUUCUUUCGAAAUGUAAUCAUGAUUUUAGUAUGUUAGACUUAUUGAGUCCUAGCCGUGUUAAGAACAUCUCCAUUCCACAUUUACCUUGAUCACAUUGAAACUGCUGCCAAUAGUUUGGGGUAUAAAGUGUUUAUACUGCUCUCUACUAAAGGGUGGUGGAUAUAUUUCAUCUCCCAGUUUAACAGUCUUUUUAAUACAGGACCACUAAGUCUGCUGUGUCUGAGCAAACUGGUGGAUACCUGGUCUGUUCUGCUUUUAAAAUUCCAAGUCCCAAGCACAUUGACCUAGUCACUUCCUUGGUUUAGUCUCCCCCUACACACAGCUUUUCAGGGCACAGGAAUAAAAGUCACUCAUUUGAACCCCUCACUGGCUGGCAUGCUUUUCUGUUUAUACCCUGUACAUUUUGCUGGAUGAUGAAGCCAAGGAUAGUUACGGUGUCACUGUCCAAAACAAAGGAGCGGAAAAUGUAGCACAAUUGCUUAGAUAAGCACCUCACUUCCCAAAGGUCUGAAUUCGAAUUUGGAUAGCCCUGAAUGCUUAAAUCCCCAAAGAACACACGGUUAUUCUUUGUAUAUAUUUCAUCCUAAAACAUGUUGGUGUUUGUUCAGAGACCUUGGUUGAGGAGAGUUCUAGAUACUAAGGUCAUAUAUAUGAAAAAUGUACUGUUGCGCCCGCCAGCUAGUGCUUAACAACUUCAUUCAAGCCCUAAGUGUGUGCUCUGCUGUUGCUUUCUUUGGCAAUUGAACAUUGAAUUCAAAUUUUUAUUUGGUUUUUGAAGUACAAGCAAAACAAGCAAUAAAAAGGGGAAUGGGACGUGCUAGUGUUUGAAUAUGCUCUCUUGUUGCUCUAAUUCUGUGCCUCUGUGCAUUAUUAAUAUUUGGAUGCAUGCAAUGCUAGCAUGGAACUUUGGUCUUCACAAAUACUGCAGUUUUUCCAGAAAACACUCACAAACCAAUAAAUGUAACAGACAACAUUCCAUUUGUUAAUGGGCAUAUGUGAAUAAGCAGUGUAGAAAAUAGGCUCAUGUUAGAAAAUGGUUACAUCUUUCAUAACUAAAGUGUGGUUAUAUAAAUGGACACUGUCAAUGUUCAUAAUUUAAACCUGGGUACCUGGUCAAAAUGCUUAGGAAAUAUUAAAACUGAGCUAAAUUGUCUCAAGUCCUUUUAUUCAUAUAAUAAAGAUUGAAAGAAUUGGGGAGGUAACAUUUCUGGUUUUGUUUGUAAAAUUGUUGGACACAACCUUGACAGUAUCCUUUAAUGUCAUGAGGUCAAUUGUAUUGUUAACCAACUUUUUAUGUUCUGGAAUAGUAUAAUAGCAAAACAUUUUUCAGUAAGUUGAUGUUUACAACCUAUAAUCAGGUGAAAUCUGUAUGUGACCUGUUUAUAAGUUGUACUGGGUUAGCUUUUGUGAACAGUGUGGAAAAGUAAGCCAUGAGCGAUUUAACCAGCUUUAAAAGGACCUAAGUUGUGCUGUUUAAGCACUACUGGAUCAAAGGAAACCCACUAAGACAGGACUUCAGCAGCCUUUGUGUAUGGACAAGUCAGCAUAAAUAAAGAAUGAGAAGGCAGCCCCAGCAAGAGCUUCAACUACAGACAAGUGGAGGCAUAAGAUUCUGUGGUGAUGAUAGUGAGCAGCGUUCCAAAAGCUAGUUAAAUCUGCUUAUUGCAACUGAAAUGUCGAAGAAAGUAGCAGGAAGGAGCUCCGCCUUUUGGAACAUCAAUGAGAUAGUUGCCACAGUCACUAGGUCUAGCAUUUAGACCUGCAAGGAAGGGCAAUAAGCAUUAGGUAAGGCUUGAAUUUGAAUUUUUUCACUAAUUAAAGAGUGCUUUUUUGUAAAGCAAGGUAAGAGUAAUCUUUUUGAUUUGCAGGUGAAUGAGAAAACCCUACUUGCCUAAAUGAGGAAUGUCUUUCCUACCAUCUUAAAUACGAAGGUUUCUGGCUGGGUAAGGUUUGUAGCUCACAGUAAAGCGUGAUGACAUCAUUGGUUUCCCUACAAAUCGAUGCCACAGUUUGAAACAUUACCCCCAUUAGUAGGUACACUGGCAGAAUUGUCAAGCUCAGUUUUAUUUUGGGUACCCUGUUGAACAAGUUCUAAGACUUCAGGUGGUCACAUUCUGCAGUAGCCAUGGAUAUUUAUCAUGAGCCAGAUGUAGCCUUUUCAUGUGUGUACAAACUCACUCACUGUUAGCAUCUGUGGUAAAAUCCGCUUUCUGUAAGGGAAAGAAAGUCAUUGGCUUUUCAGAACAGUUUUGAAGUAUUGACUUCCGGUAAGCUGCUAGUUCCCACCCUUGGGAAAAUGGGGAUCUUUUACAAUUACCAGCAUAAUAGUCUUCCUCAAAGUUAUCUUGCAUAUCAGUUCAUGACUAUGAAUCAGUAGGAACAGUCAGUUUUUAGUUGUCUGUCCAUUUCUUCCAUCCCCUAAAUACACACAAGGUCUCACUAUUGUCCUGACCUGGAACUCAGUCCACCUGCCUGUCUCCCAAAUGCUGGGAUGAUUAAAGGGUGGUGCCUAAUUGUCACUCAUGCUCCUUAAAAAAAAAAAAAUCCAAAGAACAGUUGAGUUACUAUUCAAAUAGGUUGCUGAUUGUUCAUAAGGGCUAAUUUUUGCUGCCUUGAAAGGGCUUUGAAAAUUGCUUAAUUCAGGUUACUUUUUAAUAUAUCCUCAGAGGACAAGUUUGCAAAAUACUGGUUAGUAAGUUAGAGAUCUUGUUUUCCAUACAGGGAUGCCCUACAUCAUUUGCUUGGCAUUUCAGUCAGGACUGAAUUUACACAAACUAUAGUUACUAAUAAGUAAGGUAGCAGUCUUUCAAUGGUGAUUCCUUCAUACAGAUUUGGAGAAAUGCAUUUUUUAACAGGCAUUUACAUUUCAUUUCCUUUCUGAAAUAAAAUGAUUUUACUUAAUGUGGUUCCACUGUCGUUUCUGCAAAAACAUUUUACAUACAAAAGGUGGCCAUACAAAACAGGAAACAGUUGAGGGUGACUGAUUUUGUUUGACCUGUAGGUUACUGCUCCCAGUUUACAUGUCUAAAAGCUGCAUUUGCACUUGUGUGUAAAGAGAACAUGUUUAAGAAAGUCAUCUGGUGGGGCUACAGAGACAUGGGCUUGGUUUUUGAGGAUUCUAUUCUGUUACAAUUCAAAACACUUAAAAGGUAUCAGUGAUUAGCAUGGCAAGAUGGUAAGCAUGGGGAUAUGGGGUAAUGUGAGGACUGGUAGUCUAUCCAAGUACUCAGUUUUAAGUGUGUUUUAUGACAGCAGAGGUGGUCUGUACUGGAUUCAAUUGUUUCAUUUGUAGUAUAAUGAAAUGUUACAGAAAUGACUUUUUCAUUAAAAUAUUUUUAGAAACGUG